AUGAUCUCCUGUCCACUCUGUUGCAGUAAUGCAUUCAAUACCAAGGCAUUGCUCAUUGAUCAUCUAACUCAAAUUACCAAUAAUAUACUUUGUCCGAUAUGCUCAGUCAGUAUAACAUCAAUUGAUUGUCUUAUUGACCAUCUCAAAAGCAACAAUUGUGUAGACACAAUAGUUUAUAACCUCCAUCAGAACCAGCUUGAACAACAAUCAGACUAUAACUCGGAGUCAAUAAGCAAUGAAACUCAAGAUUCUCAUAAUACUGAAGUAAUAGAAACUAACAUUGAAGAUAUUUCUGAAGUGAGCUCAUUGUAUACAGAAACGUUAAAUGAACAAGAUACACAGGAAUUGAGGAAUGUAAACGAGUAUGAAGAUAAAUAUGUAAUAAUAGAUGAUAAAGGUUCAGUAAUUAAUGCUGGUCAUUUUGUGUCCACACAAAAUGAGGAUGGUACUAUAACAUACAAAAUUGAAGAAAAGGAACAACCUUCAGAUCUAGAUGUUGAGCCUAUACCAAAAGAAGAAGGUAGAGACAGUGGUGAAGAGAUAUACAGUUGUAACACUUGUGCAAUGACAUUUCCUUCUGUUCUUGCUCAUAUAAAGCAGUAUCAUACAAACCAAAAUGUAGUUGUUGAGGAGCCAAUUGACUCUAAUCUAGAGGAAUAUGAAGAUUACAAUGAAGAAUCAGAAGACAUUCAGGAUAGCACGGAAGAGAAUUUACCAGUAAAUCAGAAAGCGGCAAAGCAAGUAGAACCCAAACAAUUAAUACACAAAAAAUACUUUGCCCAUUUAGAAAUGAUUGAAAAAUUCAAAACAAAUGAAAAUGAUGAAUUAAGAGGACAAUUGAUUGAAGAAGAUAGUGAUCCCACCUUCCACAAAGUUGUUGUAAAAACCCUUCAUACGGAUGACAAGGAAAGUACCGUUUAUAGUUGUAUUUACUGCAAUCAUGUUGUUUCAUCGCUGGCUGAGUUUAAGCAAUUACCUUGUUCGCCCAGGAAAGUCAUAAAGGAACCUCCGAAAUAUACCUGUACCGUCUGCUCAAUGGUCUUUGAUAAUCCCAAAUCUUUGUGUGCGCAUAUGAAAGCUCAUAAGGAGAAACCAACCGUUGACAGUGUGUCAAAAGCGCGGAGUACUAAAUGCCACUGUGAGGUCUGCAAUACCUGGUUUCCGACGACCAAAGCCCUCAAGCUGCACAGGCGAAUGCAUUAUCCCAUUAAGCCUCGUCCAAUUGAGUUACCGGUAGGAUCAACAGACACCAAUACUGAGAUUUAUGUGUGCCCCAUUUGCAAGAAGGGGAUACCUGUUGAAUAUCGAUUAAUUCAUCAAAACUCGCAUAAAUUGCCUGAUGAUUUGACCUGUGAUAUUUGUAAUAAGGUAUUUGCAACGCGGGAGCUACUUGAGAUGCACACGAAUGUACAUAAUAUGUAUAAGAAAAACCCAAAAAAGCAAGAGAACGACGAACUUCGAUACCAGUGCUUUUAUUGUGUGAGGAAAUUUGCGAAACCGCAUGAGAAGGUGAAACAUGAGAGGAUCCAUACUGGUGAAAAACCCCACGUUUGUGAAAUUUGUGGAAAAUCGUUUCGUGUUUCGUAUUGUCUUACGUUGCAUAUGCGAACGCACACGGGCGCACGCCCGUACGAAUGUCCGCACUGUCCUAAAAGAUUUAAAGCGCAUAGCGUAUACCACCAUCACAUAUUAUCACAUUCGGACGUACGGGCUUAUAAAUGUCCGUUCUGUCCGAAAUCGUUCAAGACGUCAGUACAACUUGCCGGACACAAAAAUUCUCACACAAAACCUUUUCAGUGCCAAAUUUGUAAUAGGCCAUUCGCGUCCUUAUACGCGGUACGCUUACACAUGGAAGUACACUCGCGUCUAAACAGCCUAAAGUUCAAAUGUACGGAGUGUGGUGCUAGUUACGCGCGGCCCUUCGCCCUCAAAGACCAUGUAAAGCAGGCACAUUCCCACAUAGAAGCCAGUGUUGAUAAUAUUGUCGAACAGAAUGAGACUAAACUGCUUUGGGAUGAAAAUAUAGACGAAACGGAAGGAGUUGAAUCACAAGACACUGAAGUAAACGAAUUAAAUUCGACUGAACUUGCUAUAAGUUAA
This is a messenger RNA of Pieris macdunnoughi, 2100 nucleotides long. The record is from the annotation of a GenBank genome assembly. Lineage: Eukaryota; Metazoa; Arthropoda; Insecta; Lepidoptera; Pieridae.